This is a messenger RNA of Oreochromis aureus, 1637 nucleotides long. RefSeq lists its product as uncharacterized. Gene Ontology annotation, cellular component: membrane. Lineage: Eukaryota; Metazoa; Chordata; Actinopteri; Cichliformes; Cichlidae. The transcript has 4 exons. Gene Ontology annotation, molecular function: integrin binding. Gene Ontology annotation, biological process: cell-cell adhesion. Bases 75 to 854 code for a protein of 259 amino acids. The record is from RefSeq and is a predicted model, not a curated record.
GAACAGAUUCCCUCUCUGUACACCUUUGGGUUUCAUGUUUGAUCAUUUGAUUUCUAAAAAUCUAGCUGGGAAUAAUGUUUUUCCAUUUUAUUCUUCUGGUUGCCUCCUCAGUAACUUUUCUGUGCACCCACCAUGUGUCCAGCUGUGGUUUGGGCUGCACAGAGUGUCCUGUGUUCACUCCAUCUGCACUGGUAGUGAAGUACGGUGACCCAGCCAGUGUUACAUGUGAUGUAUGUCAGAAGGACUGCAGUGAAGAUGUUUUUGGUUUGGAGCACCCUGUGGGAAAAGUUACAGGACAUGGAACCACGAUGAUCUGGACAGUUGACAGACUGACUGAAUGGGGCAUAUCUGUCAUGUGCUAUUAUAACAAUGGUGCUGGUGAUCAGUGCUGUAGCGCUCUGGAUCUAUCUAUCUAUCAGCCUCCAGAAAGUGUCUCCAUCAGCUUUGUAAACCACACUGGGAUGAUGUUUGAGAAUCAGCAGUACACCCUGCAGUGUAGCGUACAGAACGUAGCUCCUGUUCAAAGCCUCACUGUGACCUUCUACAGAGGAAACACAGCACUGGGUCACCUACAGUCCAACCACAGUGAAGAGAAGAAACCAGUGAAUGAGACCUUUACUCUGAACAUCAAUUCCAGUAGAGAAGAUGAUGGAGCCCAGUACUGCUGUGAAGCCAAGCUGGAGCUGGGACCAGCUGGACCACAACCCCCUCCAGUGGUGACAUCAGAAAAACUAAAUCUUACACUCCAACCUUUUGGGGGAAGAAAUGGACAGGCAACAUGGAAGAGAGGCUCCAGCAGAAUAUUCAUUUUUCACUUCAUGUGUUUAAAGUUUCUGUUCUCUGCUUUGAUGUAAAUUCACGACAGAAUGUUGCAUGAAGCUGUUACAUCAAAAAAUCAUUCCCUGUACAGACAGCUGUGUAAAAUGACUUUUUUUUGUUUUUAUUUUGAUGUUUGAGCCUGAGAGAGCGUUAGCCUUGGAGUGAAGAGUGUUUGAUGUUUGUGAGGACACAGAACAUCCUGGGAUCACUGACUGGUUAGAGUUGCUUCAGAAGCUAAAGUGAAACUACAUGAUAAAUGUGUAAAAAUUAUAAAUGUGAUAAAUGAUAAAAGUUUUACCUUGACUUGUAAAAUAUAAAGUUUUGAUGCUUGGAAUCACAGAGGUUAACCAGCGAAGAGCUAUCAAGUUGGUCACCAACGUAGCAGAAGCAGCGUCGAGGUGGCUGUGGAUCAAAAAGAGGAGAGGCAUGGGAUGUAGGGUAGCGCCCCCCAACACAUUUAUAUAGUAGAUAAUGAAAACAAAACAGGAACUUUCUGUAAUUGUAAUUGUUUAUCAAUUACUUUGGUGUAGUAUGAGUGAAGGGUGUUCUUUAUUAAGAUUUUCAUUGAAAAGCUGUGAAAGUUAUGAUAAUACAGUUAAAAGUUCAAAAUCUACGCCCUCCUCCACAUUUUCCAGAGCUCUCCAGUUGAUCUUUGCUGCAAUGUUUCUGACUCCCAGGCCUUAUGUUUGAGACUGGCAUUAGACUGAUAGGAGUUUUCGUUCAUGCUAGAGACAACGCCCACAUGCUAAUGUUUCCAUGUUUUAAUAUAUGCAUUGCUUCCAGUUUUGGUGUAGCUUAUAGGUGUCAUCUCAUUUUAG